AAUUAUCUAAAAUCCUGGAAAUUAUGUUUUAAUAUUGAGCUUCUUGUUCGUUUAAUUCGUGCUCAUGUUGGGUUUUUGACUCCUUGAAGACGAGAGAUCAUUGUCCGAGUUUUCCUAGAAUGCACCGUACUGACUAAUGCCGGGUUCAAAACAACUGGGAAUUUGCACAUUUCUAACUUUAGUGCUUUCAAAUCAACUGACACUCAGAUUUAAAAAACGAGCUCCGAAUGGAAAUAAUUGAUUUGAACCGUCAUCCAACUCGGAAUUCCAAUUGGUGAACUCGGGCCUCUUUCUAGAUUUUCGACCUGCAGAUCACUGACGUCAUGGUUUGACGUUGUAUUAUUCCGAAUUCCUAGUACUUUUGAAUGUGGCAAAUGUACGGACAAUGUGAAAUCCAUGUAUAUGGGGCCUAAUUUAUUUAUUUAAAUUGACUGAUUUCCUUAUAUGAACGGUAACUCGGUAAAAUCGUUGAACUUGUUUUUGUUAUUUAUAGUUACAGGCAUGUAUUUUUUGGUAACUGGUGACGACCCGAUAUUCGGGAUACAACAGCGUAACAAAAGUUGAAAUAAGAUCUGUUGCUUGUGUAGGCUACUAGAAUAUAGUCUUUUUAAGGGCGAUAUAUACGUAUUUAAGAAGGCACUUCAUGCACGCAAAAUUGUAUGCAUUUGUGUUGCACAUCCACAUUCAUACAGUGCAGCAUGCCAUGAAAAUCAUUCCAAUAUAUAGUCUACCCGUUGUCUGUCAAAAGUAUAGCCUACCCCUAGAUGUCGCUAUGUGAGCAGUGCACCUUAGCCUAGUAGUCUACCGCUAUUAUCUUUCUACCGUUUUGUGUGGAUAUCAUCCAACAAUCAUCAACGUUUAUUUAGACAUUGUGCACAAUUUUGACUAUGUUCACUUUUGCAUAUUUUCCCCAUUUCACCCACCUCAAUCUAUGGAUUGAGUGAUUUGACAACUGAGCUGAUUGUGUCACCCAAUAGGAAUAGCGUCCAAUGCAUCAUAUUUUCUGAGCUGACCAUUUGGGCAUAUCAGGUUCUCUUGCAAUUAUUUGACUGGUCAUCUGAACCAACAAUCAAGGAACCUGUUGCGGUGAAGACCAGAUAAAGCAAGGGCACCAACGCAUAAUAUUGAGAUGCAGACUCUUCUGAAGGGCAGAAGAGUGGGCUACUGGCUCAGCGAGAAGAAGAUCAAAAAGAUGAAUUUCCUGGUAUUUGUGGACAUGUGCAGGAAACGAGGCAUAGAAAUGGUUCAGCUGGAUCUGAGUCGGCCCCUGGAGGAGCAGGGCCCUCUGGAUGUCAUCAUCCACAAGCUGGCGGACCUCAUUCUGGCGGACCAGAAUGACACGCAGGCCCUGCUAUUGGUGCAGAGUGUCCAGGAUUACAUCGACACCCAUCCUGAAAUGGUGGUUCUGGACCCGCUGCCGGCCAUUAGGACAUUGUUGGACCGCUGCAAGUCCUACCAGCUCAUCCGCAGGCUUGAAGACUGCAUGAAAGAUGAAAGGAUCUGCUCUCCUCCCUUCAUGGUUCUAAGGAGUGAGUGUGGAACCGACACUCUCAAACACAUCCAGAAACAUGGCAUUACCUUCCCUUUCAUUUGUAAAACUCCAAACUCCAACUCCCAUGAGAUGGCCAUCAUCUUCAGUGAGGAGGACCUGAAGGAUGUUAAGCCCCCGUGUGUGAUCCAGAACUUCAUUAACCAUGAUGCUGUACUCUACAAGGUGUAUGUGGUGGGAGAGGCCUACUACGUGGUGGAGAGGCCUUCUAUCAGAAACUUCCCUUCUGGACCUGCAGAGAGAAAACCCAUUUUUUUCCACAGUCACGAUGUGUCCAAGCCAGAGUGUGCUUCCGACCUGAAUUCUAGGGACAAUGUGGAGGGGGUGUCCAGGGUGCCUAUCGACGAUGUCAUCAGGGAGAUCUCCAGGUGUCUGCGGCGGGCACUGGAUGUGUCCCUGUUUGGCAUCGACAUAAUCAUCAGCAACCAGACAGGGCAGCAUGCAGUCAUUGACAUCAACGCAUUUCCAGGUUAUGAGGGAGUCCCGGAGUUCUUUGACGACCUACUGAGUCAUCUCACAAGUGUUCUCCAGGAGCGGGCCUUUGAGAGGACCAGCGUGGUCGGGGGACAGCUCCCCGCCGCAGCCCUGGCCGACUGUGGGAAACCCUGCAUGCUCCUGGGAAACGAGGCCAACACCUGGAUCGUAGAGGGAGACUGCGUCAAGAGGGGAGGCAAUCAAGGACUGGGGUGCGACUCUGAAGUUUCGGCCAACUUCCAACAACAUUGUGCGUCUGCCAUCCCCACCAAAGCCUCCUCGCAAUAAUGCCCAGCCCCUAGUAGUGAAGAACAAGAUGUUGUAUGUAAUAUAGAUAUAGAUAUAUACAGUGGGGUCCGAAAUUGACACCCUUGAUAAAGAUGAGAAGAAAAUUACGAUCAAAUAAAUAAUUAAAUUACUGAGCUACAUUGUAUGCUCCAUUUUUGUGUUCUAUUAUACAGUUGAUCAGAAAAAGUGUUUAAGUUAUCUUUUUAAAUGUAAUCUGACCAUAGCACCGGUUUCAAUCCAAGUGCCAAUGCCAUUUAGCGAACUCCAGGCACUUACACUUUUGGAAAUGCAUGAAAAUAGAGCUCUUUAUUUUUGUUGUAAUUUUUGCUUAUAUUUUUCAAGGGUGUCAAUCAUUUUGGACCCCACUGUAUGGGGUCCAAAAUGUCAGAAAAGCUUCAAUGCAUCUUGGCAUAGAUCAGGGUUCUCCACCCCUGUUCCUGGAGAGCUACCGUCCUGUAGGUUCUCUCCAACCCUAAUCUAGCACACCUAUUUCUAGUAAUUAGCUGGAUAAUAAACUGAAUCAGGUUAGUUACAACAGGAAGGUAGCUGUAUGGGAACAGGGUUGGAGAGCCCUGGCAUAGAUUCUUCACGUGUCUGUAACUCCAUCAUUUGGUGUUUUAUUGGUGGUGGAAAACGCUCUCAGGCGCCACUACAGAAUAUCCCAUAAGUGUUCAAUUGGGUUGAGAUCUGUUGACUGAGAUGGCCAUGGCAUAUGAUUUAGAUCAAUGUUAUGCUCAUCAAACCAUUCAGUGACCACUCGUGCCCUGUGGAUGGGGGCAUUGUCAUCCUAUGGGGCCAUAGCCAGGGUAGCCAAAAUAAUGGCCUACCCAGUAUUUUUAUACAUGACCCUAAACAGGAUGGGAUGUUAAUUAAAUAAUUAACUCAGGAACCACGCCUGUGUGGAAACACUUGCUUUCAAUAUACUUUGUAUCCCUCAUUUACUCAAGUGUUUCCAUUAUUUUGGUAGUUACAAAUUAAUGUACUUGCUGAGAGCAAGACCACAAGAUGUCUUACAUAUUCUUAAUAUUAGUGUGCUUGCAGAAGGCAAGACCACUCUGGAUUCCUUAAGUGUGCUUGCUUAAAGCAAAACAACUUUAGGAGCUGUUCAUACUUAUUAUUCCCCUGGAACCUUUAGUGCCAAAACUGUACCUACACCAAAACAAACUUUAAAAAGUCCAGACAGCCACUGCUCAGGUUGCUUGAAAAGGAAAGUAUACCAUUUAAUACUACGAAUACUUUUCACACUACAAUCGUAUUUGCAUAAAUCCCAAUGCAUUUCAAUGGAAUUCCGGUCGUAACUAGUCUUCCACCACUUAAACUAGAAAUGCUAUUAUGACUUUAAAACGUGCAGACUGGUCUGGAAUAGGUUGCUUGUAAACGUUUUUUUGAUACCAUUUAUUAUUUUUGAACUAUAACUGUUUAACAUGUGCGUAAAAGCUCCAUAGGCUUGAAUGGGAAGUUUUUAUUUUAUUUUAAAGCAUACAUUUUAUACAAAGUGAAGCCGAAUACCCAAAACCCCUUGGUUGUCCCUAUCCUCAUGCCCACCCAUCUCCAUGCCUGCCCACCCAUCUCCAUGCCUGCCCACCCAUCUCCAUGCCUGCCCACCCAUCUCCAUGCCUGCCCACCCAUCUCCAUGCCUGACCACCCCUGAGAAGUAUUUGGAUUCGCAAUUGCUCUUGAACCGUUAAAGCUACAAACACCAAACCAACCUUGACUUGUACAUGCUGACUCAAUGUAGAUUGCUUGUCUAUUUUAUUUUAUGCUUUUUCUACUUUUUAAACUAUAACCAUUUUUUUUUUUUUUGCUUCAAAGGCAAAAUGUUGCUUCACCACUGCUCUUGAUCCGUUUCAGCUACAACCACCACCCCAAUGUUGACAAAUGCCGACUGACUCAACUUAAAUGGCUUCAACAGAGCUUUUUGCUACCAUUCCUACCUCAUAAACUAUAACGCUUGUUGUAUCCCCAUCCAUUUCAAUGGUUGAAUGUGGGCUUCAACAUUCUUAACUGAAAUCACUACCACAACUUUCACCCCAAAAUAAGUCACUAAAACUAACAUAGCCUAUUACUAAUUAUUACUAAAACCCUACUACUGCCAUUAAUACAACUAUUUCACAACCAUAAGUAUUCAAUAUUAGCAAGCACACCAGGUUUACUUCAGUAAAUGUCCCUUUUCAAGUUAUUCUAUUUAUUCCCCUCAAUAUAGUGCUUAAAUGAUUUAAGCUAUUCACACUAAACCAACUUCCAAAUGUGCAGACUAACUCAAAUGACCUUGUUUGAGAAUCUUUUUGAUAGCAUUUUAUACUUUUGAACUACAACGAUAUUUAAAAUGAUCUACAAUGCAUUUCAAUGGCAAAAAGAUGGUCGAGGCGUCAAUAUUCUAGACUCAUCGCUUUCGCUGUUUUUAAGCUAUCAACACCAAACCAACUUUGAUGUUCAGACUGACCCGACCUACAUUGCUUGCAUUCAGAUUUGUUAUACUAUUUAUACUUUUUGACCUAGAACCAUUUAAAAUGAGCAUACAUUCAACAUGGGUUUCAAUGAGAACCAUAGGAAUAUAGUGUUAGCUAUUCAAAAUGGUCCUUGGCCAAUUAUGCUACAAGACCAACUUUAAAACAUUUCAGGUUUUAUAAACUAUUUCACUUUGCUAAAAUGUGCAUAAAUGCAUGGAUUCAAUGCCAACAAUGAGAACACAGUGGUAGACAUUGUAAAUGCUACUGCUCUUUAACCAUUUCCGCUACAAACAACAUUUAAAACUGACAUUUUCAGAAUUUGUUUAAACUAUAGCAAUUCAAAAAUGUCAAUUUGGCAUUUAAUAACCCACCAACAGUAAUAGUAACUCUUGAACCAUCCAAACCAACUUGUUCAGGCUGUCCAAUCAGUCUUUCCAUCUACCGGCUUUUCAACUAUAACCAGUCACUACCAUUACCACUUCAGUCACUAUCACUACAAUCAUUUAUUUCACAACCAUAAAUACUAUAAAGAUGUCCUUCCAGUGAUAUUUGAACUUUUCCUGUUGAGAAGCAAUAGCCCAAGUAAUGUACACCCACUUAAGCGUAAAAAUGUUGUGAGCAAAAUGUUUUUUAGACAACUGUAAACUUCAAGGAGGUGGUCUGAUGUCAUUGUACCAUCCCACUUGUGUCACGUCAUAAUCGUACCUGGAUCACCUUGAGAUGUGCCUAAAUAAAUCAGGUGUUCAAUGAGAUGAAAAGACUGGAGCAGGACUUUAAGACAGGCUCGCAAGCACAAACAUUUCCUUUAGUGCUGAGAAGGAAGAUUUUUUUUUAUUUUAUGAAUUCAGUGAUUCCAAUUUGUUUGUUUUGAUCCACUGGUUUACUGUGAUCCCAUCCCUGCUAUUGGAUCUCUGUCAUAUCAAGGACUUUGUCAAAUGUGUCUAUAGGUUCCUACUGAGCCGACAUGGUCAUGCUCUCCUGUAGGGGAGGGCAAGGGGACCCAGCAGCCUUCAUUUAAUUUUGUGUGUGUCAGUCUGAUCUUUGAGAUACGUAUAUGAUAAUUUAUUAUAUAGUAUAUUGUGAAUAUACAUUGAAUGCACAAAACAUUAAGAACACCUAAUAUUGAGUUCCCCUCUUGCCCUCAGAACAGCCUAAUUUGACGGGGACAUGGACUCUACAAGGUGUCAAUGUUGACUCGUACUUCCCACAGUUGUCAACUUGGCUGUAUGUCUUUUAGGUGGUGGACCAUUCUUCAUACACAUGGGAAACUGUUGAGUGAUAAACCCAGCAGCUUUGCAGUUCUCAACGCAGACCGGUGUGCCUGGCACCUACCAUACACCGUUCAAAGGCACUUAAUCCUUGUCUCAAGGCUUGAAAAUCUGAACUUCAAUAAGGGGUGAAAAUCCUAACAUCCUAACAUCAAUAAGAGAUCAUAGCUUUCACCUGGUCAGUCUGUCAUGUAAAGAGCAGUUGUUCUUAAUGUAUUGUAUACUCUGUGUAUAUUGUUUAUCUUUCAGGACAGAACACAAUUAGUAUACUACUCUGUAAAAUCCAGAAUAAAUGUCAACUACUUAGGGCUAGAUUUAAUCAGGGCCGCCUUAAUUGUUUUUGUUUAGGCGAAGUUGGAUGUGUAACCGCGUUGGUGCUGUCAAAUCGACAAGCUGCUCCCAGCGUUAUACAGAUCGUGGACAUUGCUUUUGGAUACUCCUUCUCCCAUUUGUAGUAAUCCCAUGCAGCCAUGUUAAAUUUUUCCACGGGUUUGUGUGUUGUAAUCUACACCUCGAUUAGGCUGAAUUAAAUCAUUAUUUUGUUGAAUGAUUUUAAAUUUGACUCAUUAUUUCUAUAUAGCCUACACUUUCUCAUUCUGAACUUCUAACUCUGUGGGAUGUGUGUGGCCACGGAUUUGACACCUCCAACACUGUUACACUGUGACACCACCUAAACAAAAACAACGAUAUGCUAUGCAGCUUGCCGGUUAUGGCUGAUUUGAUUGACUCUAGGCCUUGCUGUUUUAUUACCUGUUAAAAUGCUGUGAGUGCAGCAUAGAUCAAUUUCUCUAGAUUUUUAUAACAAAUUUGCUAAAUUAGCUUUGGGGACUUACAUUUAUCAAAGAAGAACCAAGUAAAGAUCAAUAUGGGGAAAUUAAAAGUUCCAACUUAAAAUGUGAGAUUACUGUUUGUAACCAUUUUCCUGAUGUAUGCUAUUGAACAAAAUGUGUAUGUUGUAUAAAUGGUCAAUAUGGACAUAUUUAUACAAAAAUGGAGAUAAUAAACAAGGAAGACAAAUAAAUGUACACCAGAAAGUC
This is a messenger RNA of Oncorhynchus mykiss (rainbow trout), 7066 nucleotides long. The record is from RefSeq and is a predicted model, not a curated record. Lineage: Eukaryota; Metazoa; Chordata; Actinopteri; Salmoniformes; Salmonidae.